GAAAGCUGUGCUGCGUCAGCUCGUAGUUUCCACACUAAGGUAGUGCGGUUUUUGGUGUAAGUCGCGGAGGCAUGGUAAAUUUCACCUCGGACUAUGCUGCCUGUUACUAAGAAGGACAACGUCUUCUGAAUCCCGCUCCAGUGGAUUCACUCGUUGCUUCUUCCUCUCUGGCCCAUCCCAGGUUGUCUCAUCCAUUCUGCCAUGGUAGAGGCUCCUUUGCAAUUAUUGGCUAGUCUCCGUGACAGACCGCCGCGCUACACUUGCCAAAAGCCCACAGUCACCCGCCCGCAUCCUCUCUUUCAACCGUAUCUCCGCCAAGCGAGCAGGAGAAAGGCGCUUGUUCGGAAAGAGAUUCCUUGCAGCCACUCGCUGGCGCCUUCCUCGGGACUCAACACCCCUUGGCAACUUCAACUCAGAUAUAAACCGGUCUCUUCUUCCUCUCGUCUCUGUGCCUAGGCAGCUCUACAGGCAUACAAACCGGCAACCUUCACAAUGACACGGCAACUCCCUCAACUAUCUCGUCAUAUCGACGCCCAGGGUAGCGGAUCCAGUCAUCCUACCCGCACCAAUACCGCCUACACCGUGAAGGAAGCGCCGUUCGGGACUCCGCAGCCCAUUCGCAUUGUCGGGAUCGGCGCCGGUGCAAGCGGGAUCAACCUGAUACGCACCCUGAGAAACACCCUCGGCCCCUCGACGUACGAGCUUGUGGUCUAUGAGAAGAACGAGAAUGUCGGGGGUACCUGGUUCGAGAACCGGUACCCCGGGUGCAAGUGCGACGUGCCUAGCCACAACUACCAGUUCAGCUGGAGACCGAAUCCGGCCUGGUCGAGCUUCUUUGCCCCCGCGGCAGAGAUUGAGGACUACCUUUGCCAAAUAUGUGACGAUGAGAAGCUGCGGCCCUUUAUCAAGACUUCGCAUCAGAUCAUCGGGGCGGCUUGGUCGGAGUCCAAGGCCAUGUGGGAGUUGCAGAUCAAGAAUUUGGGGACUGGCGCCGUCUUUGAAGAUUAUGCCAACUUUUUUAUUGACGCAACUGGUAUCUUGAAUAAAUGGAGAUUCCCGGACGUGGAAGACAUCGCGCUUUUCGAGGGUACCCUAAUUCACAGCGCAAACUGGCCUAAGAACUUUGACUAUACAAACAAGACGGUAGCAGUCAUUGGGAAUGGUGCGUCCGGCGUCCAGAUCGUCCCAGCAAUGAGACCACAUGUUAAGAAGCUACACCACAUCAUCCGGACACCCACCUUGAUCAUCCCUCCCCGUGUUGCCACAAUGAAGAUGGGGCCUUCAGCAGCUCUCCUCGACCAAAUUGAGAUGGACGAGAACGAGCGAUUCUCAGCGGCGACGAUUGAGAAGUUCAAAAACGACCCGGCCUUCUACAACAAGUUUACAAAGACUCUCGAGAUGGACUCCAACAUCAAGUUUGCCAUCUCUCUCAUUGCGGGAAGCCCUCAACAGGCUUGGGCGCUGGGGAAGACUAAGGAAUUCAUGACGGCGAUGCUCAAGGGAAAUGAGAAACUCUGCAAGCAGCUGAUACCCGACUUUCCCCUCGGGUGUAAGCGACUCACUCCCGCCCCUGGAUAUCUCGAAUCGUUCCACGAUCCCCGGGUCUCCCUUCACACCGACGCCAUCAAGAGGUUUGUGCCGCAAGGCAUAGAAUUGGUCACUGGGGAUAUCCUCGAAGUCGACGUUGUCGUCUGUGCCACUGGCUUCGACUCAUCGUUCCUCCCCUCAUUCCCGUUAGUCGGUCGACACGGCAACUUGCAGGACGUCUGGUCCGAGCAAACUCCUAAAGCAUACAUGUCCCUUGCUGUUGCUGGUCUGCCAAACUUCUUCAAGUUCCUGGGGCCCAAUGCGCCUGUUGUGCAGGGUGAUGUCUUUACGCUUAGCGAGCACAUUGCCACUUACAUCGCCAAUACUAUCCUCAAAUGCCAGACAGAAGGCGUGCGGACUAUCGCCCCGUCUGAAGCGGCCGUGGAGGACUAUUUUGAGCACAUCUCAGCCAUCAUGCCUCGCACAGUCUUUGCGGGCGGAUGCAGAUCUUGGUAUAAGCAAGGCGAGGUCAACGGCCCUGUGACAGGUCUGUAUCCCGGGAGCCGUAUGCACUUCAUCCGCUUGCUGGAGCGAUUUAGGGGCGAGGACUGGGAGUACACGUAUGAGAAUGCGAAGCAGAACCGAUUCGCAUACUUGGGCAAUGGGUUCACGGCGCCAGAGAUGGCAAUGCUCAAGGCUGGAGCGCCGCCUUCCUGAAUACGGCGUUGGGGGCCGCGGGGACCAACAUUGCCUUGUACAUAGACAGGGAUAGACGGCUGGAUAUUAUACUCAGUGGCAUCACUUUCUGGGUGGUUUGCAGGCGUUGAUUUCUGGGAAGGGUCUAGUUCUAGGCAUGACGGAUGAUGAAGUCCGAUUUGAGUUUUUGACGAUUCAAGCGAGUCUAAUACCAGAA
This is a messenger RNA of Colletotrichum scovillei, 2440 nucleotides long. Its product is annotated as phenylacetone monooxygenase. Lineage: Eukaryota; Fungi; Ascomycota; Sordariomycetes; Glomerellales; Glomerellaceae. The transcript has 4 exons. Bases 493 to 2244 code for a protein of 583 amino acids. The record is from RefSeq and is a predicted model, not a curated record.